AAUUACUUAUUUUAUUGUAUUUUUUGAUAACACAUUGAUUAUUGCAUGGAACAUUGGUUAAGAACAAAAAAGGAACCAAGAACAAACAAUAUCCUCAAACAUAUUAAAAUGACAACUCCAAAUCCUCCAAUUAUUAUUGUGUUGGGUUUAUUUUGGAAUAGCUAAUGGAAAUAAUUGAAGCUCAGCAUGAUAACAAAUCAGGUUCUUUUUCUUCUUCCUCUGUCCUUUCUCUCUAUAUGUAGAUACAUGUUCAUUUCGUGUUUAUUGCAGAUGUUGUCUGAAUGAUUUCUAUGAAUAUUAACGGCAGCAAAGCUGAAACCGUAAAAUAAUGAUCCAGUAAAUUUGGUGUUGCAGUUUCUAUUAAAAUCGCAAACAACUUCCCUAUUAAUCAAACAAAUGCUAUAAACUUGAAUGUCAUGAACAUGCCAAAAAUCAUACCUUGUAGUCAUGUAUGAAUGUGAGGAAAAAUGAAGAACAGAGAUCAUACCUUGUAGUCAUGUAUGAAUGGGAGGAAAAAUGAAGAACAGAGAAACACAGGCCAUAUCUGUCAUCAAUAAAAUUAAGGCCUAGAUUUCACUCUUGCAGCAAUGUGUUAUAGUUAGGACUAUUAAGAUUUAAGACAUUAAUACGAAGGCAUGACCUGCCAAAGUCAUGGAAAGAAAUGAAGAUAUUGCAGGCAUACUUGUCUACGACACUCAUACCCUAUUUCAAGUAACUUAGCUACCAUAUGCGGCAGCAGCACCCUUUCUUUUUGUCUUAAAAACAAUUCAGGAACCAUUUCUGAUAAUGUCCUUCGAUGCCAUUGCAGAACCUCAAACACCUCAUCCAGAGGAAUCAACCACCACCACCACCGAUCAACCUCCAAUAUUCAGCCCUGACAACCGCUGGAAAUGGUGGCUUCUAAUAGCACUCAACAUCUUAUUCCUCCUCGCCGGUCAAUCUGCAGCCGUUCUAUUAACCAAAUUCUACUUCAACAAUGGAGGAAAAAGUAAAUGGAUGGCAUCUCUCAUGCAAACAGCUGGUUUCCCUCUCCUUUACCUCCCACUUCUCUUCUUCCCUUCCUUUAACAAGCAGUCUCCAAGCUCCUCCAACAACAUAACCCAUUAUGUGGUCUACUUUUCCCUCGGUUGUCUGCUAGCCAUUGAUAAUUUCAUGUAUACAGUUGGCGUUAAACCACUUUCCAUUUCAACAUAUUCCCUUCUUUGUGCAAGCCAAUUGGUAUUCAACGCCAUCUUUUCGGUGGUUAUCAACUCCGAAAAGCUCGGUAUCCUAACGCUUAACUCGAUCAUCUUCAUUACCGUAUCAGCUUCAAUGGUUGCAAUUCAUCCCGACAGUUCUGAGACCAAAAGAGAUGAGAAAAAUCCAGUAAGAAAGAAUGAACACACUAUUGGGUUUAUAUCAACAGUUGGUGCUUCUGCAGGCUAUGCUUUAUUUCUGUCUCUAACACAGUUCUCAUUUGACAAAAUACUGAAAAAGGACACAUUUAGUGUUGUGUUUGAAAUGCAGAUUUACACUUCAUUGGUUUCGAGUUUCGUUUGCUUUUUGGGGUUGUUUUUGAGUUUGGAAUUCAAGGAUUUAAAGUCCGAAAUGGAGAAAUUUGAUGAAGGGAAGGUGAUUUAUGUAGUGAGUUUGAUUGGAAUAGCUUUGGCAUGGCAGAUUUGUACAGUGGGAGUAGUGGGAUUGAUCUAUUUGGUGUCAUCUUUGUUCUCAAAUGUUGUGAGUAUGCUUAGUUUGCCAUUUGUUCCAGUUGUUGGUGUUCUGCUUUAUAAGGAGAAAAUGGAUGCAAUUAAGGUAUUGGCAAUGUUGUUCACUCUUUGGGGAUUUGCUUCUUAUAUCUACCAACAAUAUCUUGAUGAUAAGAAGUCAAAGAAAAAGGAAUCCGAAGAAAUCGAAGAUUCCAAACCUGAAGUUUAA
This is a messenger RNA of Gossypium arboreum, 1914 nucleotides long. RefSeq names its product probable purine permease 11. Gene Ontology annotation, molecular function: purine nucleoside transmembrane transporter activity. Gene Ontology annotation, cellular component: membrane. The coding region runs from base 787 to 1914 and encodes 375 amino acids. The record is from RefSeq and is a predicted model, not a curated record. NCBI's taxonomy places the organism in Eukaryota, Viridiplantae, Streptophyta, Magnoliopsida, Malvales, Malvaceae. The transcript has a single exon.